CAUGCAUAAAUGUAGGCAAUUAAGUAUACCGUUCCGUUCUGAUAGAUGUGACAAAUACCUAGUCUAUUGUACACUAAAUCUUGCAUUUGAUAUAUGGCAACAGGGCUGAUUGAGAGUUCACAAAAUUGUCUCGACUGUACAACCUAUGAUAUUUAGCCUUAUCCGGUAUGUAUGGUUCAUUUUCAUGUUUUGUUUCUGAUCUUGUUUAGUAAAAGUAGAAGACUUCUUAUGUCCUAAGCUCAGCCAAAGUCCUGCCUUAGUGUACAUGACGUGUGUUACACCAAGGACAUUAUACUGUCCUUGGUUACACCAAAGGGCGGGGAAACCGGCAGAACAAGACAGAAGCUGUGUUGUGGAGGGUCGAUCGAGGACGUGUUUUUUUUGCUCUGCAGAAACCUUGUGUGGCGCCAUGUCUGGAGGGCGGUCCCGUACUGCUGACACAAAAAAGGACGCCAUGAAUAUGCGGGAGUCUCAGACUGAUUGGACGCACGUCGCAGAUAAAGCUGCGACCACAGCCAACACCCUUUACGUUUCCGGAGCAGAUGUAAGAUCAAGUGAUGAUGACGACAAGACGAAAUGCAGCAAAAUUCGCAAAAUGCUGUGGAUAGCUAUCGACACUGUGUUUGCCGUGGCCAUUGUCAUAGUCCUGGCGUAUUGUGGAGCUACAGGGUUACUUGGGUCUACUGAAGAAAAGAUAUCCCUGGAAAUUGGUGGUCAGACUGGGUUGCCUGGGUCUACUGGAUCUCCUGAAGGAAAUGGGUCUGUGGGAAUGGAUGGUCAGACUGGGUUACCUGGGUCUCCUGAAGGAAAUGGGUCUGUGGGAAUGGAUGGUCAGACUGGGUUACCUGGGUCUCCUGAAGGAAAUGGGUCUGUGGGAAUGGAUGGUCAGCAUGGGCUACCUGGGUCUACUGGGUCUCCUGAAGGAAAUGGGUCUGUGGAAAUGGAUGGUCAGCCUGUGUUACCUGCUGGGUUACCUGGGUCCACUGGGUCUCCUGAAGGAAAGGUCCAUGUGGGAAUGGGUGGCCAGGUUGGGUUACUUGGGUCUACUGGAGAAAAGGUACCACUGAGUAUUGGUGGUGAGACUGGGUUGCCAGGGUCUACUGGAUCAAAGUCGCUGAGCUGCGGAAUACAGUGGGUGAUGAUGGCAAUGGGUGAUGGGGCUGGAAUUACCUGGUCCAUUGGGUCUCCUGAAGGAAAGGGCCAUGUGGAAAUGGGUGGUCAGACUGGGUUGCCUCGGUCUACUGGGCCUCCCGAAGGAAAGGGCCAUGUGGGAAUGGAUGGUCAGACUUGGUUACUUUGGUAUACUGAAUAUGAAGAAAAUGGUCAUGUGGAAAUGGAUGGUCAGGCUGGGUUGCUUGGGUCUACUGGAUCCUCUGGGACUUCAGAACAAGGGGAUGGGAACAUGGGAAAGGCAGACGCUGCAGCUAUAGCUGUGUCUGGACCUCAGGAAUUGGUUAGGCAAAUAAUAGACCAACUACACCCGAAUGAAGAGUGCGCGGUGGAAGCCAACAAGCGGCAGGAUUGCGGCUGGCCAGGCAUCACCCCAGAAGAGUGCCAUCGCCGAGGCUGCUGCUUUAAUAGCAUGCCGUUCAGAUCGACCUGGUGCUUUUUCAAGCAAGGUCAUUCCAAAGAGGUUGGCUAUACGAAGUGGCGUGGAAUCUACUACAAGGCAUUCAAGACACACCAAAAGAGCUUCAGCGAUGCAGCUGCGACCUGCCGUGAAGACGGCGGCACCCUCGCCAUGCCCCGAGACUACGACACCGACUCUUUCCUCUUCUCACUGACGGUGCACCACACGACCACCGGCCAGUAUUCUCACCCGUCCUGGUUUGGCCUGAAACGUCGAUACAGUGGAAGCUCAGAAUUCGUGUGGGUUGAUGGCACUCCACUCGGGGGGUACACCGGAUGGCGCCCCGACGAGCCGAAUAACUGGGGCGGCAACGAAGACUGUGUCCAUUACUUGGGUCAUGGAGAUGAUCCGAUGAAAUGGAACGAUAUCGAGUGCGGUGGCAAGAAAGUUUUCAUCUGCCAACGCCCAUGA
Molecule: messenger RNA, 2041 nt
Organism: Branchiostoma belcheri (Belcher's lancelet)
Lineage: Eukaryota; Metazoa; Chordata; Leptocardii; Amphioxiformes; Branchiostomatidae
Product: pulmonary surfactant-associated protein D-like
Exons: 6
Coding region: 266-2041 (591 amino acids)
Source: RefSeq, a predicted model, not a curated record